Sciurus carolinensis (gray squirrel) is the source of this 3231-nucleotide messenger RNA. RefSeq names its product angel homolog 2 (gene Angel2). The record is from RefSeq and is a predicted model, not a curated record. Gene Ontology annotation, biological process: 3'-UTR-mediated mRNA stabilization. Gene Ontology annotation, molecular function: 3'-5'-RNA exonuclease activity; mRNA 3'-UTR binding. NCBI's taxonomy places the organism in Eukaryota, Metazoa, Chordata, Mammalia, Rodentia, Sciuridae.
AAGAUGGAGGCAUGGCGGGUGGCGAGACUGCAGCUCCCAGCAUGCCUUGCAACUGGGCCGGGAGCCGGGACUUCGAGUGAUGGGGGCCCCGUGGUGUCUUAGGCCACCGAGUGGGUCGUAAAGGUUCAGGUGGAGGCCUGGGCCUGGAAUUGGACGACGGCUGAGGGAGAAGAUGGAAGCCUGGCGGUGUGUGAGGAGGGGCUACGGCCGCUGUGUGGUGGGGAGAGGCCGAUACCCCAUGUUUUCCCAUCACCAGAAGAGUCUGGGCAGAGAUUGGACUACACCGUGGGAGAAUCCGCAAAGUUGCUGGAACAGACAUAUUUCUAGUUGUAUGAGGUGGCCUGGACAUUAUUCUCGUGCUCCUUACCCAUACUUCAGUAGUAGGCAUUUUUCACUAAAUUGGAGACCACCUUGUUUAUUUGAGUCUAGAACUCAGUUUCAGUACAGUAACUGGAGACCUGACAACCUGAGCCAGACCUCUUUGAUUCAUCUCUCUAGUUACAUCAUGAACUCUGAGGGAGAUGAGCCUUCAUCAAAACGAAGAAAACACCAAGGAAUGAUUAAAAGGAAUUGGGAAUAUAUAUGUAACCAUAAGAAAGAAAAAACGAAGAUCCUAGGAGAGGAAAAUGUUGACCCCCAAUGUGAAGACAAUGAGAACAAGUUUGACUUUUCAGUGAUGUCCUAUAAUAUACUUUCACAAGAUUUAUUGGAAGAUAAUUCACACCUUUAUAGACACUGUCGACGACCAGUAUUGCAUUGGAGUUUUAGGUUUCCCAAUAUUCUGAAAGAAAUUAAACACUUUGAUGCAGAUGUACUGUGUUUACAAGAAGUUCAAGAAGAUCAUUAUGGAACAGAAAUCAGGCCAAGUUUGGAAUCACUGGGUUAUCACUGUGAAUAUAAGAUGCGAACUGGAAGGAAACCUGAUGGCUGUGCCAUUUGCUUCAAGCAUUCCAAAUUUUCUCUCUUAUCAGUGAAUCCAGUGGAAUUCUUCCGCCCUGAUAUUCCUCUGUUGGACAGAGACAAUAUUGGAUUAGUUUUACUCUUGCAGCCCAAAACAUGUGCUGCCUCUCCUGCGAUCUGUGUAGCUAAUACACAUCUAUUAUAUAAUCCAAGGAGAGGUGAUAUUAAACUGACCCAAUUGGCAAUGCUGCUGGCAGAGAUUUCCAGUGUUGCCCAUCAGAAAGAUGGCAGCUUCUGUCCUAUUGUUAUGUGCGGUGACUUUAAUUCUGUUCCUGGUUCUCCACUCUAUAGUUAUAAGGAAGGAAAAUUGAAUUAUGAAGGACUUGCCAUAGGAAAGGUAAGUGCUUACUUUACUUCUUCACGGGGACAAAGAAUUUUAUCUAUUCCAAUUUGGCCCCCAAACCUAGGUAUCUCACAGAACUGUGUGUAUGAGGUACAGCAGGUUCCAAAAGUAAGAAAAGACAGUGAUCCUACACAAACACAGCUGGAGAAAACAGAGGUCCUAGUAACAGCUGAAAAAUUAUCUUCAAACCUACAGCACCAUUUCAGUUUGUCAUCUGUUUAUUCACAUUUCUUUCCUGACACUGGAAUUCCAGAAGUGACCACUUGUCAUUUCCCGAGUGCCAUAACUGUGGAUUAUAUUUUCUACUCUGCAGAAAAGGAAGAUGUUGCUGGGCACCCAGGAGCUGGAGUUGCUUUGGUUGGUGGCUUGAAACUUCUAGCUAGACUGUCACUUCUUACAGAACAAGACUUGUGGACUGUUAAUGGACUUCCAAAUGAGAAUAACUCUUCAGAUCAUCUGCCUUUAUUGGCUAAAUUCAGACUUGAGCUCUGAUUCUUCUUUGAUUAUAUACAUAAUUUUCUUUCCACUUUAUAUUCUUUUUCAAAGACUGUAAAGUUGUUCUUAAACUUUUGCAUGUUUAUUUUUGUGCUGUGGAGUUUCUGAAGAGGUUGAGUGCUUGAAACAGAUAUCAGAAGAAACAAGUUUACAACAAUUUUCUUUUUUAAUAAUGAAAAAUAUUUUCCUGAUAAUUGAGGUGUAAAUACUCUUAUUAUAAAAGACAUGUAAAUAUUUUUUAUUCUAAACCUUAGUAAAGCUGACAGUGUUUUUAAAAUAUGUGCAUCUUCUUUAGUCUGCUUAGUGAAGAAUUUCAUGUUUUGUCAAGCUUUAAGUGGAUCCAAAAUAUCUAUGAGUUCUUGCAAACCACAAUUUGUUUCUUGUCCGGGUGGCAUGAUUUCUUGGCAGAACCCUGUGUGUUUGAGUCCCAAUUGGUUGUCUCAGAAAUCAUUAGGUUAUUCACAGGUAUCCAGCCUACCAUUUAGUUUUCGAAGGGGGCUUGAUAAUCUUUUAAAUUGUACAGAAUGCUUAAUCCUUCUUAUUAUUGUCCUGAGCCAUGUGAUAUGCCUGCAGUUUUGGGAAAAUGUUUGGGAAAUGUAGGUUACUAUAAGAGGAUGAAGUCUUUUGGAUAAAUCCACUCUUUCCACCCAUAACAGACAUAGGCGGACCUAAAAGUAAUAGACUUGAGUUAUGCCUUUGUUUACCUAGUAUUUUUUUUUUUUCUGUUUAGUUUUAAGAAAAGAUUUGUGGGGUUGGGUGCAAUGGUGUACACCUGUAAUCCCAGCAAAUCGGGAGGCUGAGGCAGGAGGAUUGCAAGUUUAAGGCCUCAUCAGUUUAGCAAGGCGCUAAGUAACUAAGCAAGAACCUGCCUCAAAAUUACAAUUUAAAAAGCAGGGGGGCUAAGAUUGUGGCUCUGGUAGAGCAUUUGCCUAGCAUGUGUUAGGCAUUGGGUUUGAUUCUCAGCACCACAUAAAAAAAUAAAAAUAGUGUGUCCAUUUACUGCUAAGAAAUAUUUUUUAAAAAAUUUAAAAAGCAGGGGCUGGGGAUAUAGGUUAGUGGUAAAGUGCCCCUGGGUUCAGUCCCCGGUGUCUUCCAUCAUCCCCCCAAAAAAGAAAAGAAAAGAUCCCUGAGUUAGGGGAGAUAUUCUCUUUUACUGAACCAAUUCUGUAGAAGUAUAUUUUAUUAGGAAAAUCAUCAAAACAAAAUGCAGUUAUAAGCAUUCUUUGUGUUAUGCCUCAGAAUCUAAGAACAUUGUAAAACUCUGGGGGGAGAUACCAACUUGGAGACCCAUUCUCUAGAAGUCUUUUAAACUACCAUUGGUUUUAGUGGUUUAUUUUUAUUUUUUAGGUACCAGGAUUAAACCCAGAAUGCUUACCAUUGGGCCACAUCUCCAGCCUUUUAAUAUUUAUUUAGAGACAGGGUCUUGCUGAGUU